Molecule: messenger RNA, 1269 nt
Organism: Eubalaena glacialis (North Atlantic right whale)
Lineage: Eukaryota; Metazoa; Chordata; Mammalia; Artiodactyla; Balaenidae
Product: kelch domain-containing protein 10-like
Biological process (GO): positive regulation of stress-activated MAPK cascade
Molecular function (GO): protein binding
Source: RefSeq, a predicted model, not a curated record
AUGCCCGGGCACUGUGCUCAGUGCUGCCCUGCCCGGGUCGUGAACCGCCGGAGGGGAGGAGGCGCCGCAGGCGGUGGCGGCGGCGGAGAUAGCGGGGCCGGCGGGGGCAUUGGGGACAGCGGGGGGGGGGGGGGUCGGGGGACCGGCCAGCUCAACUGCUUCGUGCAACUCUCCGGGUGGCCGCACCUGCCAGGCCACAGACCUCCACCAGCACGAGGCGGACAUCGUUGUGUGGCAGCUAAUACCAACUAUGUGUUUGGAGGUUACAACCCAGGUUAUGAUGAAUCAGGAGGGCCAGAUAAUGAAGACUAUCCUCUCUUCAGGGAACUUUGGAGGUAUCAUUUUGCUACAGGAGUAUGGCACCAGAUGGGCACAGAUGGCUACAUGCCCCGAGCAUUGGCAUCUAUGUCACUUGUGCUGCAUGGAAACAACCUGUUAAUGUUUGGAGGAACAGGUAUCCCACUUGGUGAGAGCAACGGCAAUGACGUCCAUGUCUGUAACGUGAAGUAUAAGAGAUGGGCUUUACCCAGCUGUCUGGGGAAGAAACCCAGUCAUACAUAUGGACAGGCCAUGGCUAUCAUCAAUGGCUUCCUUUAUGUCUUUGGAGGGACAACUGGCUAUAUUUACAGCACAGACCUGCACAAAUUAGAUCUCAGUACCAGAGAGUGGACACAACUGAAACCAAACAACCUAUCCUGUGAUCUACCAGAAGAGAGAUACAGACAUGAAAUUGCACAUGAUGGGCAGAGGAUUUACAUCUUGGGAGGCGGUACUUCUUGGACAGCUUAUUCCUUAAACAAGAUUCAUGCAUACAACCUUGAAACGAAUGCAUGGGAGGAAAUUGCAACAAAACCCCAUGAAACAAUAGGUUUUCCUGCAGCCCAAAGAUGUCACAGUUGUGUUCAGAUAAAAAAUGAUGUGUUUAUUUGCGGGGGCUAUAAUGGAGAAGUGAUCCUGGGAGAUGUCUGGAAGCUGGAUCUGCAGACUUCUCAAUGGGUAAAGCUCACAGCUACCAUGCCAGAGCCAGUUCAUUUUCACGGUGCAGCUGUUACACCAGCUGGUUGCAUGUACGUUCAUGGAGGAGUGGUGAACAUCCACGAAAAUAAACGGACUGGGUCGUUGUUUAAGAUCUGGCUGGUGGUGGUUCCUAGCCUGCUGGAACUGUUGUGGGAGAAGCUGCUUGCGGCCUCCCCCAACCUAGCAAACCUCUCCCGAACACAGCUUCUGCACCUUGGACUCACACAGGGACUCAUCGAGGGCUUGAAAUGA